CGCUGCCCAGAGCCUGCCAGCAGCGCGCCCUCGGCGGCUCCGGUCCCAACCGCGCCCGCCGCCUUGCUUCCUCCGCCUCGGCCCCGUCCCGACUCUGGGGCUCGCCCGGCCUCUCGGAGGUCCCCACCCGCCCCGGCUUCCCACUGCGCCGCCCGGCUUCAGCCCCGCAGCUCGCUCGCUCGACCGCCCGGGGGAAGGUAGCAAGCAAGCGGGCGAGCGCGCCUUCGCCUCAGCCCCGCGCCCCAGCCCCGCGCGGCGACGAAGGACCGGGAAGAUGAACGGCGGAGGCAAAGCCGAGAAGGAGAACACCCCGAGCGAGGCCAACCUUCAGGAGGAGGAGGUCCGGACCCUAUUUGUCAGUGGUCUGCCCUUGGACAUCAAACCCCGGGAGCUCUACCUGCUCUUCAGACCAUUCAAGGGCUAUGAGGGUUCUCUUAUAAAACUCACAUCUAAACAGCCUGUAGGUUUUGUCAGCUUCGACAGUCGCUCAGAAGCAGAAGCUGCAAAGAACGCUUUGAACGGCAUCCGCUUCGAUCCUGAAAUCCCGCAAACACUACGACUAGAGUUUGCUAAGGCAAACACGAAGAUGGCCAAGAACAAACUCGUAGGGACUCCGAACCCCAGUACUCCAUUGCCCAACACUGUACCUCAGUUCAUUGCCAGAGAGCCAUAUGAGCUCACAGUGCCUGCACUUUACCCCAGUAGCCCUGAAGUGUGGGCCCCGUACCCUCUGUACCCGGCGGAGUUAGCGCCUGCUCUGCCUCCUCCUGCUGCUGCUUUCACCUAUCCCGCCUCACUGCAUGCCCAGUGUUUCUCUCCAGAGGCAAAGCCCAACACACCUGUCUUUUGUCCACUUCUCCAGCAAAUUAGAUUUGUCUCUGGGAAUGUGUUUGUUACAUAUCAGCCUACUGCAGACCAGCAGAGGGAGCUCCCAUGUUGAAUUUGUUAGCAGAACCCCCCCCCCGCCCCUUAUUUUGCAAAAGAAAAGACCUAUUUCUUGAUGAUAUUUGAGAGAUUUCAAUAAAAAUUUUAAUCAGAGCAAAAAAAAAUGAUCUCAAGUAGACUACAGAGUUUGUGUUUUCAUGGAUGGCGCUGCGGUUUUGGAGCCAAGUUAACCUCUGGCUGAGGUUUGUGAGAAACUGGCCCGUAGAAGCUAGGUUGCGUGUUCCAUGGGAGCAGACCCCAAAAGAGCACCCCAGAAGACUGCGCCCAGCGCCAGGCCUUCACCGAUGCCGCUUCCAUCCUCUUGAGCUCCGAAACCAUCCCGAGCUUCAUGCCAGAAGAUCCUCGUGCCUACAGGUCAUCGGCCACCAGAAGUUCUUGCUUCAGCACCAACAAGGCUGCCGUGUCUAGCUAGUGGACACAAGCUCCUGUAAUCCCCAGCACUUAGGAGGCAGAGUCCUAGCCAGCCUGGGCUUUAGUGAGAUAUUCUCUCCACUCCCACCCUCUCCAAACUGGAUAAAGUAACAACAGCACAGCCAGUUUCCAACAUUAGUGUUUUUACAUGGCCAUUGCUUUGCCCCCCGGGUCUCUGAUGUCCAUUCUGUGCAUCAUCGGCUAGAAGGGGUGUGUUUCGUCUUCCCUUUCUGGAAAGGUAAAGGCCUCACACAGACCCUCCCGCCACCACUGUUCACAUCCUUGCCGUUGGGUCUGACUUCAUCUUGCUGUGGCAGAAAAUGAAACCCGCUGGUCUCACUACAGGGCAGAAGUGGAGCCCCUGUGCCCCCCAGAGGCAGCCCCAGAGUUCUCGGGGAAAUGGCUAAGAAUGCCCUGCGUGCUGCUACUUCAGGGGACUCUUAUUCCUGUGCCACCGUGUUCUCCAACUCAUUGCUGCUGCCAGUCGCUCGCUGCAGUGAAGCCUCACCCGUGGACAGGGACAGGCACUUUGAAAAUUAGAACAGACUUCCUGGGGCGUGCCCCUGGAGAUAGCCAGCCCUGUGACAUGCUGGGAAAAUUCAGAACUUGUCUAUGGGAAAAGAGCCACAGGCAAACACAGUAGAGAUCACAAAGGGACAGAUGGCCCCAGAGGCAGUGUGGGCAUUGCAAGUUUGUGUCCAUUGUCAGUAUAGCUGGGCGUUUACUCAGCGGGGUGCAGCUUUUUUAUUUUUCCAAUUUUUAUGUGCAUGCAUGUGGGUGUGCACGCACGUGGAGGUGUGAGGCUGAUGAAGGAGCUCAUUCUCAAUUGGCCUGCAAUCUUAAUUUCUGAUGUCUCCAAGCUUCAGGAACAUGAGGCUAAGAAUUCUUAGUUUAUAAAGCUUUAAUAAUGUCUGGUACAUCAUAGUGGCUUAGUAAAUGUUGGCUGUUUGGGUUUUGUGUGUGUGUGUGUGUGUGUGUUGCUUUUUAGUUUUUCUUCAGCCUUUUAUUUUAUUUUAUUUUUUGCAGAGAUAGGACGGGAUAGAACAUUCUAGGCGAGCAUUUCACCACUGAGUUGUUUCAGCCCCCUUACCCCCCCCCCCACCACCACCACCAAAUUUAGACUCUACUGGGGCCAUUUCAAGGAAUAUUUGAACUUGAACUUUCUGCAGGAAGGAAACCUAGGACUCAGCCCAAGCUGCCCGCAAGGCAGUAGAGGUUUGAAACCUCCUUUCUGGCAUGAUGGGAGACAUCCCUCCUUUCUGGCUGUCUGCAGAGGCUGGAUGACAGACGGGAGAGACAGGCGGUAGAUGUCGCCUGUGACAGCUCCUCCCAGCAGUGUGGUCCUCAGCGCCACCUCUUAGACCACUUCUCUUCCACAGCCAAGGCAGGACACACCCACUGUAGAAGUCCUCUCCUGAAAGGGGGCACCAGGACGCUGGAAAUCCAGAGAGCAGCAUGGUGCUUGUUGAUCCACACGGCUCCCCGCUUCUGUCGGUUAAGCUGCUAAAGAGGAAAGAGAAAGGCACCUGGGUUCUGGGACCUCCCCACGCUCCUCACCUUCUGGUUCUUGACUCCAAGGUCACCUCUGGCACAUUGGAAAGCUAGACUUUAGAGCUGUGACCGGAGCCCAGGGAUCCUGUUCCUAGCUAAGACACCUUCUCUUCUUGUGACCCUUUCACUGUCUCAGGGUUUGAGCCCCCAUCCCCAUCUCCCCCCCCCC
This is a messenger RNA of Alexandromys fortis (reed vole), 3076 nucleotides long. It is a transcript of the gene Rbpms, whose product is annotated as RNA binding protein, mRNA processing factor. The coding region runs from base 275 to 940 and encodes 221 amino acids. Lineage: Eukaryota; Metazoa; Chordata; Mammalia; Rodentia; Cricetidae. Gene Ontology annotation, molecular function: mRNA binding. The transcript is spliced from 7 exons. The record is from RefSeq and is a predicted model, not a curated record.